Molecule: messenger RNA, 366 nt
Organism: Staurois parvus
Lineage: Eukaryota; Metazoa; Chordata; Amphibia; Anura; Ranidae
Source: the annotation of a GenBank genome assembly
CUGUUCGUCAGUUCAUCGGUGUCCUCACCAUCUUCUCUCCCAUCUUUAGUGUCUGCAGUCUCUGUUCAUCUCCUGUACUGUGUCCGCAGUCUCUGGUCAUCUCUGUAGUAUGUCCACAGUCUCUGGUCAUCUCCUGUAGUAUGUCCGCAGUCUCUGGUCAUCUCCUGUAGUAUGUCCGCAGUCUCUGGUCAUUCCGUGUACUAUGUCCGCAGGCUCUGGUCAUCUCCUGUACUAUGUCCGCAGAGUCUGGUCAUCUCCUGUACUAUGUCCACAGACUCUGGUCAUCUCCUGUACUAUAUCCGCAGACUCUGUCAUCUCCUGUACUAUGUCCGCAGUCUCUGGUCAUCUCCUGUUACUGUCUGCAGU